Messenger RNA from Olea europaea var. sylvestris, 1977 nucleotides. Its product is annotated as cytochrome P450 81D11-like. Gene Ontology annotation, molecular function: monooxygenase activity; heme binding; oxidoreductase activity, acting on paired donors, with incorporation or reduction of molecular oxygen. The record is from RefSeq and is a predicted model, not a curated record. NCBI's taxonomy places the organism in Eukaryota, Viridiplantae, Streptophyta, Magnoliopsida, Lamiales, Oleaceae. The coding region runs from base 199 to 1719 and encodes 506 amino acids. The transcript has 2 exons.
CAAAUGGAAAAUUUUAUGUACCAGAGUUUUCCAUUUUGACUAUAAACAAAACGAGGCGUUUCAAAUCGAAGACAUUUUGGACCAACGCUUAGUUUCUCAUAUUCAAACUAUGUAUCAAUUCCUUGAUAGUGGGAUCUUGUUUGUAGCCAUAUAAGGUUAAAAUCUCUGCUGAAUCACUAGCAAUUCCUCUGUUUAUCCAUGGAGAACCUAAACUAUUAUCUUCUUGUCUUAACUAUAAUUUUCUUCAUCAUAUUGAAAUAUCUUAUAUUUUAUCCUCACCAAAAAUCACCACCAAGUCCACUAGCAUUUCCAAUUAUUGGCCAUCUUCACCUUAUCAGAAAUUCCCUCCACCAAUCACUAGCUGCACUAUCAUCCCGAUAUGGUCCGAUUCUUUCUCUCAGGUUUGGAUGCAGGUCGUUUGUGGUGAUUUCUUCUCCAUCUGCCAUAGAAGAAUGCUUCACGAAAAACGACAUAGUAUUUGCCAAUCGACCUCAGUGCAUGGCUGGUGACCGGCUGACAUACAAUUAUGCCGCCUUGGCAUGGUCACCAUAUGGCCAUUUCUGGAGGAUCCUCCGCCGUGUAACCACCGUUGAACUUUUCUCUUCACAUAGCCUCCAAAAGUCAGCGAAAAUACGUGAAGAAGAAUUACAAUCCCUUCUUCGUUUCUUGUUUAAAAGCUCGAAGGAUGGAAGUCAAAGAGUUCAUUUGAAUUAUUUGGUUUCUGUUUUCUCUUUCAAUGUUAUGAAGAGAGUUAUUGCUGGAAAACGGUAUGUUGGAGAGGAAGAAGUUGGAACUGAAGUGGGAAAACAGAUCAUAAAAGAAAUUAGGGGAAUUUUCUUUUCAAGUCUGUCCCUUAGCGUGUGUGAUUUUUUUCCUGUGUUGAGGUGGGUUGGUUACAAGGGCCUGGAAAAAAAUAUGAUGUCACUGCAAAAAAAGAGAGAUGCUUACUUUAAUGUUUUGAUAGAUGAGGUUAAAGGGAAUGACAUUAGGUUUUCUAAUUCGAUGCCGGGGAAAAACACUUUGAUUGAAACUAUGUUGUCUCUUCAGGAAUCAGAACCUGAUUUAUACUCUGAUGAUGUUAUCAAAAGUACUAUACUGGUAUUGUUUGUAGCAGGAACAGAAACCUCAGCAGCCACAAUAGAAUGGGCUAUGUCACUCCUCUUAGAUCACCCGGAGGCAUUACAUAGGCUGAGAAAAGAGAUUGACAACAUUGUUGGGCAUGGGCGCUUGCUAAAUGACUCUGAUCUUGCUAAACUCCCCUUUCUACGUUGCGUUGUAAACGAGACACUAAGACUGUACCCUCCAGUGCCACUUCUUUUACCUCACAGUUCAUCAGAAGAUUGCAUUGUAGGGGGGUAUAAAAUUCCUAAAGACACAAUCUUGUUGGUGAAUGCUUGGGCUAUGCACAGGGAUCCAAAGGUGUGGGAUAAGCCUGAACGGUUCAAGCCAGAGAGAUUUGAGGGAAUCGAAGUGGAAAGAGAAGGCUUCAAAUUUGUGCCUUUUGGAACGGGGAGGAGAGCCUGCCCUGGUGCUGGUAUGGGUUUGCGAACUGUUUCAUUGGCUUUAGGUGCGUUUGUGCAGUGUUUUGAGUGGGAAAGAGUAGUAGAAAGUGACAUGAAUAUGAACUAUAAUUCAAAAGUUACCAUGCAGAAGGCUACGCCUCUGGAGGCGAAGUGCAUUCUCCGGCAACAGUCCGUUUGUCUUCUCUCACAACUUUGAACUAGCAAAAGAUCGAUAUACUUAUCACUAUAAAUAGCCUUUUCUCCAGCCGUUUCCAUCGAAGUUGAGCAAUCUAACACUGAGCAUUAUAGUAGUGCAUUAGUUUUUUAUGUGUUUCAUUCCUUCCAGUGCCGAGAGCUAGUUUUUACGACUAGUUGUUCUUUAUCCUUCUUUAUCUUUGAGAGUAUUUGUGUCUUCCUACAAGUGAUUCUCACUGUAAAAAAUUAUGUAUUAUAGAACCUCUUUUCUUCUGUCUUA